This is a messenger RNA of Lathyrus sativus (Indian pea), 297 nucleotides long. Lineage: Eukaryota; Viridiplantae; Streptophyta; Magnoliopsida; Fabales; Fabaceae. The record is from the annotation of a GenBank genome assembly.
AUGUUAAACCUCAUCAGUCGCAAAAACAUUCCCAUCACUUCCACUUUCUCUUCCCUCUAUUUCUCUUCAAACUCUAUCAAAAAUACUAACACAAACACCAAAAACAACACCAACAUCAAAAACACAAACACAAACACCAUCCUCCAAAUCCUAACAAACCCCAAAAACAAUACCAACAUCACAAAAGCCACAUCGCUCACCAAACAACAUCUUCAAAACUCAAACAAACCCACAAACACAUGUUUCUCUCUUCCACGCGCUCAAUUCCAACCACACCACCACUCCCCGCUCAUUUGA